AUGCAAAUCUCUGCUAAUAAGUUUUCUGGAGAAUCUCUGAACGGCAAUGUUGCACUUCCAUGGGAGGGUGGGAGUGGAACUAAUUUCCUGGAGCUUCCUUCACUUCGUUUUGCAGUUGAUCCAUCAUGUAAAAUGACAGUAUUCGUAUUUGGUAUUUCAGUUAUGGAGUCUACAAGCAUAACUCAAACCAAGGAUGGCAAAGAUAAAAAAAAUGGCAAGGCUACUCUUGCCCCACUUGAGCAUGAGGAAGAGGAGGAGGAGCAAAACAGUACUAAAGAUUUGGAGAGCAACACUCCUUUAGGAGAAGGAUGGUCUCGAAGUGAUAUGUCACCACGGGCUUCAAAUCUCUCACAUGUAAAUUCCUGGUGCAGCAACUCAAUGACAGAGUCUCCUCCCAUUCAAAUGAUGGGUAGAUGUGAAGAAGCAUCAGAAUGGAGUAACAUCUCUGGUGAGUCUUUAUUUAGCAUUCACAUCAACAGUUUUCCCAAGAUGAAAUAUGCUAUCUCUAAAGUUGAGGAAUCAUACGAGACUGCACGAUCUAGUGAGACAAUUAUACCGAACCAACUUUCUCCAAUAAGAGUAGGGAGAGGAGACUAUGAUAUCAUAGCAAGCUCCAGAGCCAAAAGGUUAGAAGAUAAAAUUGCAAGAACAACUGUUAAGAUUGAUGCUGACGAAAAUGAUAACAAACCAUCUUCUUUGGAGAAGUCAGAAGAGAGUUCUAAUAUUGAUCAUGGAACAAGUUCUAAUAUUGAUCAUGGAACAACCACCGAUGACAAAAACCCACCAUCUAUCAUUCCAUUAAAGAAGAAAAAGAGGUGGGCUGAACGCUGCUGUUGUGGAAGUAUAUGUACAUUAUCUUGUUGCAAGUUGCCCAAAUGUUGCAAGUUGCCCAAAUGUUCCCAGUUGCCAAAAUGUUGCCAGUUGCCAAAAUGUUGCAAGUUGCCAAAAUGUUGCCAGUUGCCAAAAUGUUGCAAGUUUCCAAAAUGUUGCCAGUUGUCAAAAUGUUUCCAGUGUAAAUCUCUAUGGAAACAGGAUUGUUGCAGUUGGUCGCUCAAAUGGUGCCAGUGUAAGAAACCUAACUGCUGUCAUUGGCCAAAAUGUUCCUCUUGCAAGUGUUUAAAAUGUAGUAGUACUUGUUGUAAGUGGCCCAAUUGUAGUUGUCUCCCCAGUGGUCCAUUAAGUUGCAGUUGCUUAAAGUCAAUCAGUGGUUGUUGUUCUCCUUCAUGCUUUAAAUGUUCAAAAGGGUUGAGCUGCAGUUGCUGUAAAGGGGGGUUGUCUUGUUGUAAAUGGACAAGCUGCAAUUGUUUUAAACAGCUUAGUUGUAGCAGCUGCAAAGGGUGUUCCAUUUGCAGUUGUUUACCGUCUAGUUGCAAGUGGCCAAGUUGUAAAUGCUUCAGUUGUUCUUGUAUCCCGAGUUGUGGCUCCUGCGGUUGGCCAAGUUGUGGCUCCUGCGGUUGGCCGAGUUGUGGCUCCUGCGGUUGGCCGAGUUGGUGCUCUUCAUGUAAAUGGCCUGCAGCAUGUUCAUGUCCUAAUAUUAGUAGGUUGAGACAUUGGUGCAGUUGCUUCUGUUGUUGUUGUAAUAAUGGCAAGAAGACAGAUGGAGCUGUGCAAACUUCAGAUCUCGAUCAAGAUAAGAAGAAGAAGAAUGCAAGUUUCAAAGAAUGGUUUUCUUGUUUGUUAUGUAAAUGAGUAUCUGUUGCUGAAACACAUUAUAUUAUAUGAUAAGAUUUAGUGUUAGUUGUCUCCUUUUUUAUGCUCGAAUUUCAUCUAAUCUAUUACUGUCAAAUAACAUUCGGUGUAGUAUUUAACCACAGGGGUCCAUAGCUCAGUGGUAGAGCAUUUGACUGCAGAUCAAGAGGUCACCGGUUCGAACCCGGUUGGGCCCUUUUUAA
Molecule: messenger RNA, 1892 nt
Organism: Impatiens glandulifera
Lineage: Eukaryota; Viridiplantae; Streptophyta; Magnoliopsida; Ericales; Balsaminaceae
Exons: 6
Coding region: 1-1689 (562 amino acids)
Source: RefSeq, a predicted model, not a curated record